This is a messenger RNA of Geosmithia morbida, 618 nucleotides long. RefSeq names its product protein of unknown function DUF59. The transcript has 2 exons. The coding region runs from base 1 to 618 and encodes 205 amino acids. Lineage: Eukaryota; Fungi; Ascomycota; Sordariomycetes; Hypocreales; Bionectriaceae. The record is from RefSeq and is a predicted model, not a curated record. Gene Ontology annotation, biological process: iron-sulfur cluster assembly.
AUGGCCACCCUCGACAACGCCAACCCCACCAUCCUCAGCGCCUCGCAGCUGCCCACCCGUGGCAAGCGCAUCGUGGCCCGUCACGGUCCAGAGUCAAAGUACACCGAUGCCAUCCUCCAGAAACCGUCUUACCUGUCCAGUCCAUUCUACUUCACGUCUUCUUCAGACGACCGUGAAUCCUGGCCUUCGUGGCCUGGCAGCGGUAGCAGCGAUGAUCAAGUUGGAUCUGGUCUGGAUCCUAUAGACGAGCAAGAGAUUUACGAACACCCAGUCUCUCUGGGUCAGCUGUCGGUCAUCAACCUCCAUGAUAUCCACAUCACGCCCACCCCCACACCUGGCACUGUCCCCUCGCCCAACACCAUCGUCACGGUCCUGGUGGACAUAACGCCGACAAUCACACACUGCUCGCUCGCCACCGUCAUCGGCCUCGGGGUCCGCGUCCGCCUGGAGCGGGCCCUGCCGCCCAACUACCGCGUCGUCGUGCGCUGCAAGAAGGACAGCCACAGCCAGGAUGACCAGGUGAACAAGCAGCUCGGCGACAAGGAGCGCGUCGCUGCCGCCCUGGAGAAUGAUACUCUCAAGGGGGUUCUUGAUAAGAUGCUCGAGACUUGUCUUUGA